This is a messenger RNA of Toxotes jaculatrix (banded archerfish), 2293 nucleotides long. RefSeq lists its product as uncharacterized. Bases 176 to 2167 code for a protein of 663 amino acids. The transcript is spliced from 12 exons. The record is from RefSeq and is a predicted model, not a curated record. Gene Ontology annotation, cellular component: nuclear envelope. NCBI's taxonomy places the organism in Eukaryota, Metazoa, Chordata, Actinopteri, Toxotidae. Gene Ontology annotation, molecular function: zinc ion binding; nuclear export signal receptor activity.
UCCACCACUCACGAAUACGUUACUGGGCGCACGUAACGGUGUUGUCACUUGACAAGUUGCAGUAAAAGCCAACUUAAAAGGUUGUGUCAAGCUUUUUUUAAGCACUUGUGGUCUUAUCAUUACACGGAAUAAACCUUUACGCGGAUCCUUGCGUAGAUUUUAGGUGUUAAUAACAAUGGACAACGGUGCUGAAGGGAAGACAGGUGAAUCAGAGCCAGUUCCUCAUACGCAGCAGCAGCUGUGCCGCUUCUUCUCUCAAGGAAGAUACUGCAGUUUUGGGAAGAAAUGUAAAUUUCUACAUGUAAGAGAUGACGCCAGUGCACAUGAGAAGAAAACAAUCAGCACACCCAGCCAGUCAGGCGUCACACCUCCAGACUCACUGGACCCAGGAGGAAAUGUGGGCCACAGGCCUCCUGUAGCUAAUAAUACCAGGGCUGCCCCAGCAGCAGGCCGCCGCCCCUGUCGCUACUUUAUGUCAGGCCACUGCACCAUGGAGGACAGAUGUCGCUUCUGGCAUCCACCACAGUAUCCCUCAGUGGAUGACCAGUCUGUUUCUGGCAAUCAAAUAGGACCCACUCAGAAAAUGCCACCAGUAACCUUCCCCAGCAUGUUCAAGGAGGUCAAGCUGUGUGAUCUGACAGAGGAUGUCGCCAAGCAGCUACGAGACACAGAGAUCAAGCAGCUGAAGAAGCGUUUUCCCAAAGAUCAGCUGAUUAUUCAGGAACGAAGCGAUGGCAAAGUUACUUAUUACAGGGUGACUGUAGAGGCCACUGAUCCAGACUGGCCUUUUGAUCUAAAGGAAAUUGACAUCAUGGUGAGCUUCCCAGACAACUACCCGCAGGAGAUUUUCACUUUGGAUAUACCAUUGGAUCAAGAUCUGCCACCAGUAAUGGCAAGACAUGUACAACAAGCAUCUCUGGAGUGGCUUAAUGCUAAGCAUGCAACCAGUCAUCUUCUGGGAAAGGUAGAGCUGCUCUUCCGGCCUUUCCUUCGCUGGCUCGAUCGCAGUUUAGAGAGACUGUUCACUGAAGGAGCCAGGCAGUUGAAAAAAGACAUUGACUUAGAAAAGGCUGGACUGCAGUUUAUAUCAUACCAGGAGCUACAGGCAACAGUUUGUGAAAAGUCAGAGAAUGAUCACCCUGCUGACCCUGACUCUGACGCCACUGCGGCACCAGAUGUGGAUGAGGAUGACGAUAAUGGCGGAAAACUGGGAAAGGCAGGAGACGAGAGGUCAGUGGAGGGAGGAGAGCUUUCGUAUCCAGGCUGUGAUGAGGAAGAAGCUAGUCACCUGGUGGAGAACAUUAAGAUCAGUGAUCCCCGUAGAGGUACAGAGGUGAAGAUGCUGGGACUGAGGCUGGGAGAGAAUACUGCCACCGUAGUCGCCCAACGGAUUACGGUUUGUCUUCAGUGUAAUAGGUGUAAGAUAACUGCAGACCUGACACUCACUGGAAGGACAGCCUGCACAGCUCAGUGUGAAAAGUGCAGUGCAAGCAUCAAUGCUGCAUUCAGGCCCUGCAUGCUGCACCAUUACAGUGAUGUCCUGGGAUACCUGGACCUCCACAACGCUACGCCUGCUGACCUCGUGCUUCUGGACUGUGAACUCAUUGUGGGCUGCCUCCAGUGCUCCCAGGAGUGUCCUGUGCAGAACCUUUCCUAUGGACAGACAAAGGAGGUUAAUUGUGAGCACUGCCACAGCAAACUCAGCAUCUUGGCUGACAGCACCAGAUUCCAGUAUAUUCAGCCACGUGCCAACAAAACAGUUUCAAGUACUGUAAACUAUAAGACAAGAAGAGACCCUGCUGUGCAAAAGGGGAAACCGCUGCCGGAAAAAGGAACAUGCAAACAUUACAAACAAAGCCAUCGCUGGCUAAGGUUUCCCUGCUGUGGCCGAGCUUAUCCCUGCGAUGCGUGCCACGAUGAGGACCAGGACCACCCCAUGGAACUCGCCACCAGGAUGAUCUGUGGCUACUGUGCCAAAGAACAGCCAUACAGCAAUGGAAAGCCUUGCAUCAGCUGUGGCAGCAUGAUGACGAGAGGCACACGCACCAGCCACUGGGAGGGAGGACUGGGAUGCAGAAGCAAAGUCAAAAUGAGCAGAAACGAUCGACAAAAAUAUAGCAACACCAACAAAACAGUCUCAAGGAAGGCGGCCAGUGAAAAGAAGUAGUUGGUGAAGAAGAGCUUUACAAUUUGCAUCUCGUAUUGCAUUCAUUUGUGAACAGAUAUUAUGAUACACGAAUCAUGGUUUCAAUGAAAUUGCCUAUUUCCCCAAUAAAUCAUACUGCUAUGAUCA